CCAGCGCCAGGGCCCGCCCCGGGUGCCGCUGGGGCCGGAGGCUGAGUCGGGGCAUUUGCUGGGCCCCGCUCCUGACCGGCGGUGGCCUGACUGGAAGCUUAACUGGGAUGCGGCUGACGCGGAAACGGCUGUGCUCGUUUCUCAUCGCCUUGUACUGCCUCUUCUCUUUCUACGCCGCGUACCACGUCUUUUUCGGGCGCCGCCGCCGGGCCCCGGCCGCCUCUUUGCGGGGCCUUAGGAAGGGGGCGGCCCCGGCGCGGGAGGGGCGCGGCCGAGAACAAUCUACUUUGGGAAGUGAAGAAUGGAAUCCUUGGGAAGAAGAUGAAAAACAGGAGCAACAACACAGAUUUAAAACUAGUCUUCAAAUAUUAAAUAAAUCCACAAAAGGGAAAACAGACUUCCAAGUACAAAUCUGGGGCAAAGCUGCCAUUGGUUUGUAUCUCUGGGAGCAUAUUUUUGAAGGCUUACUUGAUCCCACUGACGUGACUGCUCAGUGGAGAGAAGGAAAUACAGUUGUAGGAAGAACACAUUACAGCUUCAUCACUGGUCCUGCUGUAGUCCCAGGGUACUUCUCCGUUGAUGUGAAUAAUGUGGUACUCAUUUUAAAUGGAAGAGAAAAAGCAAAGGUCUUUUAUGCCACCCAGUGGUUACUUUUCGUACAAAAUUUAGUGCAAACUCAAAAAAUCCAGCAUGUUGCUGUUGUUUUGCUUGGAAAUGAACAUUGUAACAAUGAAUGGAUCAUCCAGUUCCUUAAAAGAAACGGAGGCUUUGUGGAGCUGCUUUUCCUAAUUUAUGACAGCCCCUGGAUUAAUGACGUAGAUGUGUUUCAAUGGCCUUUAGGAGUAGCAACAUACAGGAAUUUUCCUGUGGUGGAGGCAAGUUGGUCAAUGCUGCAUAAUGAAAGGCCCUACCUAUGUAAUUUCUUAGGAACUAUUUAUGAAAAUUCAUCCAGACAAGCACUAAUGAACAUUUUGAAACAAGAUGAAAUUGAUAAACUUUGUUGGGUUUCAGUACGAGAACAGUGGCAGCCCCAGGAAACAAAUGAAAGCCUUAAGAAUUAUCAAGAAGCUUUGCUUCAGAGUGACCUCACAUUGUGCCCAGUAGGAGUAAACACAGAAUGUUAUAGGAUAUAUGAGGCUUGCUCCUAUGGCUCCGUUCCUGUGGUAGAAGAUGUAAUGACAGCUGGCAGCUGUGGAAAUACAUCUGUUUCCCAUAAUGCUCCUCUGCAGUUACUCAAGUCCAUGGGCGCUCCCUUUAUCUUUAUUAAGAACUGGAAGGAACUUCCUGCUGUUCUAGAAAAAGAGAAAAGUAUAAUUUUACAAGAAAAAAUUCAAAGAAGAAAAAUGUUACUUCACUGGUAUCAGCACUUCAAAACAGAGCUAAAAAUGAGAUUUACUAAUAUUUUAGAAAGUUCAUUUUUAAUGAACAAUAAAGGUUAACUAUUAA
Molecule: messenger RNA, 1446 nt
Organism: Pteronotus mesoamericanus
Lineage: Eukaryota; Metazoa; Chordata; Mammalia; Chiroptera; Mormoopidae
Gene: RXYLT1
Product: ribitol xylosyltransferase 1
Exons: 6
Coding region: 108-1439 (443 amino acids)
Biological process (GO): protein O-linked glycosylation via mannose
Cellular component (GO): Golgi apparatus
Molecular function (GO): ribitol beta-1,4-xylosyltransferase activity
Source: RefSeq, a predicted model, not a curated record